Messenger RNA from Leptopilina boulardi, 1081 nucleotides. Its product is annotated as THAP domain-containing protein 1-like. Gene Ontology annotation, molecular function: sequence-specific DNA binding. The record is from RefSeq and is a predicted model, not a curated record. Bases 173 to 1057 code for a protein of 294 amino acids. Lineage: Eukaryota; Metazoa; Arthropoda; Insecta; Hymenoptera; Figitidae. The transcript has 3 exons.
CAUUCGUUACUUGUGGUUCGUGCUGUUAACGUGUCUUUUGCAAUUUGAAAUAUAUUUUUCUAUUUAAACUAGAAAAAUAAAUUAUAAAAAUAAAUAGUUGUGCAUAGUGAAUUAAUAAUACGUGUGGAGUAUUUCUGUAUUAAAUUAAACAAGAAAUAAUUAAAUCAUAACAAUGCCGUUAACUUGUUCUGUUGCUGGAUGUAAAAAUAAAUUUGACAAAACCAAUCCAAAGUUAAGUUUAUUUAGAUUUCCAAGAAAUGAAGUUUAUUGUAAACAAUGGCUCAAUGUUUGCAAACGGAAGAACAUCAAUGUAAAAAAUGCUAGAAUAUGUUCCACGCAUUUUCGAGACGAAUUCUACAAGCCAUUAUCAUUUACUGAUAAAUCAUUGCAAACAAGAAGACUUUUUGAUUAUGCAAUUCCAACUGAAAAUCUUUUAAUAAAUAUUUCACAAAAAAAUGAAAUUGAAUUAUCAAGAAAUUCAAAAAUCAAUAAAUCAUUACCACUCGAUAAUAAUGAUUUUUUUGAUUCAUUUCAAAAGGCUGUUAAUGAUGUUGUUCAUGAAUUUCGUAAUGCGGAGAAUUGUGAAAAUAUUUCAAAAAAAUUAAAUCUAUUAAAUAAAGAAUUUGAUCAGAAUGAUGUUGACAAUAGUGAAAUAAAUAAUUUAACAAUCAGUGAAAUGUUAUUUUCACAAUUGGAGGAAUCAAGAGGACAAUUAAAAAAGAUGAAGGAAAAAUUAGAAAAAGUUGAAGAUAAAUUAAUGAAAACGGAAAAAAAAUUGGAAAAUGCUGAAGAAAAAUUAUUAAAAGCCGAAGAAAAAAUAAAAAAUCUUGAAAGAGAAAAAGAAGAUGAUGAUGAUGAGAUUGAAAAACUUCCUAAUUUAGAUGAAGAAAUAAAAAAUUGGAUUUCUGACGAUGCUAUUGGAACAAUUUCACUUCAGACUCAUGUUGCGAAGAGUAAUAAUGAAUAUUUAAGGAAUGUUUUGAAAAUAUCACUACCUGGAUUGGCCUCGUUAAAACGCUGGGUUCAGAAAUUUGAUGUAUCACCCAGAAUGAAUUAAAUAUAAAUUGUAAAGAAAAUAUAA